AUGCCCCCUCGAUCCGCUCCAGGUCGCGGCACAGGUCCACGAGGAGGACCUCGUGGACGAGGCCGCGGUGGUGGUGCGGCUCGUGAGAGCACACGCGUUGACAGUCCAAGCAUUGCGGCGUCUGUAAGCACCGUGGGCGUCAAACGUUCUGGAACCGGGACGGCCGGCAGAAAGAUCGCAGUGCGAGUAAAUGCAUUCGAGACCACUGUCCAAGAGGGCUUCAUUUAUCAUUAUGAUGUUGACAUCAUCCCUUCAACACUUCCUGUGCGCAUGAACAUGCUCUUGAUCAAGCAACUUCAAGCCGAGGUUGCUAGAAAUGUCUUCACCCCACCCGUGCCUUAUGAUGGUCGGAAGAACAUGUACGCCUCACGCGAACUUCCUCUCGGUCCCAAUGGAUCUUCCCAAUUCGAUGUUAGUGUGUUCGCGAGUGCCUCCGCCGGAGGUCGGCCUCCCAAAGUUUAUCAAAUCAAGGUAACAAAGGUCGCAGUAAUCAAUCCAGAAAUCUUGCAGAGGUUCAUCCAAGGUGAACAAUCUCAGGAUAAUAAUGUGUCGACAGCUCUCAUGGCCUUGAAUGUUGCAAUCAGAAUGGCUCCCAAUCAGAAGUAUCCGUUCAACACGAGGUCAUUCUUUACUGAGGACGGUAAACGACCCCUUAGGGGAGGAAUUGAGUUAUGGCGGGGAUAUUUUCAGUCAAUCCGUCCCUCCAUGGGUAAAAUGAUCAUCAACCUUGAUAUCUCAACAGGACUUAUGUACAAGCCGGGGCCGCUGAUUGGCCUCUGCUUGGAUUUCUUUGGGAAGAAUGAUCCAAAUAUCCUUUCCCCUAAACGUGGGCUUCCCGACCGCGAGCGACUUCGCCUGCAGCGUUUCAUAUCAAAUAUCCGUAUCACCACGUCCCACGGUCCUUCUGGGCGUGCGCAGACCCGCGUCGUCCGAAAGCUGAGCUCUGCUGGUGCCAGUGGGCAGAAAUUUACGAUGCGGGAAAGUGGUGAGAUCUCUGUGGCCGACUACUUCCGGGUUCACGCCCGCAAGACGUUGAAGUUUCCUGAUUUAUUAUGUGUUGAGGUUGGAUCGGGAGCCCUGCUUCCCUUGGAGCUAUGCGAUGUUCCACCAGGCCAGAUCAUGCGCAAGCAGGUUCCACCACACCUGACCAAGGACGUGGUAGAGUUUUCCACGAUGAAGCCUAUCGAUCGUUUUGAAAGCAUUAAGAAAGGUCUCCAAGUACUUUCUUACGGUCAAAGCGAAUAUGUUCGACAAUUUGGAAUGAACGUGAACGACAAAAUGAUCGAGUUGACGGCCAGGGUUCUUGACCCGCCCACCCUCAAGUAUGGGCAGGGAAGUAAAAGGGCAACUGUUGUAUGGAUUAUCUCGAGUCUGUAUGGCUUGUGUAUUGAUUCCUCGCUUCUAGAGACCUGCCAAUGGAUCAUGGAACAUUAUAAUUUCGGUAGGGCCGACAAAAAGUUCUUCAGGCCCUCCGUUAUAAAGAAAUGGGUUAUCGUCGUUUAUGAAGGACAACGCCGUUUCACCCAGGAUGUCGCACAGCAGAUGGCCACCAGCUUUGUUGCUGGUGCUCGGGCUGUUGGAAUGACUGUUCAGGAUGACCAACCUGUUAUCACCUGGGAGAAUGGUCAGGGAAGGAUCGGUGAUCAACUAAAAAAAGCGGGUCAAACAUGUGUUCAGCAGAAGGGCGAAGGUCCCAAUCUUAUCGUAGUCAUUCUCCCGGAUGGAGGAGAUGACAUAUACACUGCAGUUAAACACUUCGGUGAUGUGACGAUGGGUGUUGCGACUCAAUGCUUGUUGGCGAAGAAAUGCUACCGAGCCAAUGCCCAAUACUGGGCAAACGUCAUGCUCAAAGUUAAUGUGAAGCUCGAUGGCAUCAACUCCGUUCCUGACCUGCCUUCCCUUACCGACCCAGCCCAUCCGACUAUCAUCAUGGGAGCCGAUGUCAUUCACCCCGCACCAGGUACUGAAGGCAGACCAUCUUUCACUGCACUGGUUGCAAGUGUAGAUACGACCGUCUCCAAAUAUGUUGCAAUGAGCCGAGUUCAAACGGGACGUCAAGAGAUGAUCGACGAUCUAGAAGACAUGUGCAAGGAGGGUUUAACAAAAUGGCAGGCCUAUCGGGCAGCCGUUGAGAAAAACACCCAGAAGCCCGCUCGUCUUUUCUUCUACCGAGGUAUUGCCAAUUCGAGAUGCCAAAUGUGUGCUAACGUCGCUCCAGAUGGGGUAUCGGAAGGGCAAUUCCAGCAAGUUCUCGAUCUUGGAGCCUGUGCAGCAUUUAAAAUCGCGCCGAAGAUCACACUUGUCGUUGUCGGGAAGAGGCACCAUAUUCGGAUGUGCCCCGUUAACCCUGGGGACGCCGACCGAAGUGGCAACUGCCCGGCGGGAACAACCAUCGACGCAGGUCUUGGACAUCCGACCGAGUUUGACUACUACCAGCAGAGCCAUGGUGGCCUCCUUGGUACGAGCCGACCUGCGCACUACUCCGUCAUUUACGAUGAAAAUAAUCUGAGUGCCGAUGCUAUGCAGGCAAUGUCGUUUGCACUCACUCACGUCUACGCACGGGCAACCCGCUCCGUCUCCAUUCCCGCCCCGGUUUAUUAUGCUGAUAUCGUUUGUUCUCGCGCUAAGAAUCACUACAACCCUGCUGGCAAUCUACACCUCUCCGACUCGGCGACCCAUACGGAGGCAACCUCUGACCUGCAGGCAUUCAAGCAAGCUUUCGUUCCGCUGAAUCCCAAGCAGUCGGGGUUGAUGUAUUUCAUGUAA
Molecule: messenger RNA, 2766 nt
Organism: Laccaria bicolor S238N-H82
Lineage: Eukaryota; Fungi; Basidiomycota; Agaricomycetes; Agaricales; Hydnangiaceae
Product: argonaute-like protein
Exons: 24
Coding region: 1-2766 (921 amino acids)
Molecular function (GO): protein binding; RNA binding
Source: RefSeq, a predicted model, not a curated record